CAAAGUCGCCGAUAAGAACUGAUCAUCAUCCCCGCCUAUUAAAAGCCCUUUCGACAGUGUCGCAGACAAAGAACAAAAGGGUUGAUCACUGAGCAAAGCUUCUGAGCAACGAUGGGUUCUUUAAUGGCGGGUUGGGACUCGCCAGUCCUUGAUCCUAAGCAUGUGGCUUACCAGAGGAACAGAUCGUUCACCAAAGAGGAAAUAGAAGCUUAUUGGAGGUCGAAGAAGGAGAAGGCAGGGGAAGAGCUGCGGAAAACCCCAUCCGACGGCACUCGGAUGGUGUUCGAAGAGUGUGCAAGAAAGUACGAGAGGUCGAACUCGCUGCCGGCGGAGCUGGAAGCCGAGAUGACCCGGGAGAGACUCAUCAACAACAAAGGCUGGUGGACCUGGAGCAAUUGGGCAUUUCUGAAUGAACCGCCGGUAUAUGAAGGGAACACCAACAGCUACGCCUCUCAGUUUCACGUUGCCAAUCUCCACAAGUCGGAAGCUUGAGUCACUUGAAUUAAAGCUAAUCUGGGCCUGUUUGCACGGAACGAGUUGCUUAGCAAUCGUCGUUAGUAACUCUGUAAAUAUGUAUAUCUAUAUGUAUAUACACGUAUGUGAUAAGUACAUUCUCGGAGCGAAGUCUGUUGUCUGUUCAAGGUGUAGUAAGGACUUUCGAUGUGAUCUUGCAUGAGCUUUUCUUGCUAUCUUCUUGUGGUGAAGAAUAGUGAAAGACUCUUGACUUGAA
This is a messenger RNA of Syzygium oleosum, 730 nucleotides long. RefSeq lists its product as uncharacterized. The record is from RefSeq and is a predicted model, not a curated record. The transcript has 4 exons. The coding region runs from base 112 to 492 and encodes 126 amino acids. NCBI's taxonomy places the organism in Eukaryota, Viridiplantae, Streptophyta, Magnoliopsida, Myrtales, Myrtaceae.